Messenger RNA from Andrographis paniculata, 559 nucleotides. RefSeq names its product non-specific lipid-transfer protein 2G-like. NCBI's taxonomy places the organism in Eukaryota, Viridiplantae, Streptophyta, Magnoliopsida, Lamiales, Acanthaceae. Gene Ontology annotation, biological process: lipid transport. The record is from RefSeq and is a predicted model, not a curated record. The transcript has a single exon. Bases 48 to 332 code for a protein of 94 amino acids.
UCGCCAAUUAGUAAGAUUACGUACAGCAGAGUAGUUAAUUAACCAAUAUGAUGAUGAAGAAGGUAGUGAUAACAAUGGUGGUUCUGGCGGCGGUGGUGGCGGCGGCGGCGGCGCAGACACCGCCGGUGUCAUGCGACCCUCAGGCGCUGUCGUCGUGUGCGUCGGCGAUAAUUGGAUUUCCGCCGUCGAGAACGUGCUGCGAUGGGCUGAGGCUGCGUCAGCACUGUUUCUGUGAGUAUCUGAAUGACCCGGACCUCCAACAGUACUUCACUCCGGAGGUGGCGCAGCGUCUCGCCGCCGCCUGCCGCGUAACCGUCCCCACCAACUGCUGAUCAGAUCAGAUCGACGGACACGAUCGAAUUGAUCAACAUAUGCAUCGAAUAACAGUGGACUGCCACGUGUCGUUAAUAAAUUAGUUUUAUUCGUGUAAUAAACUAAAGUCGUUGUUUGAAUAAAGGUAGCUGCUAAUUACCUGUUAGCAUGCAUGUGUAUGUGUGUGUAUUGUUGUGGCCUAACUAAUUAAUUAUUAUGAAAUGAAUUUAUAUAUAUAUAUAUAUAA